GAUAAAAAGAGAAAUGUAAUAAUAGGAACAUUAAGUGUUGUUACUUUAGGUGCUAUGAUAUGGAAGAUCUUUGAUAAGAAACAUUAAGUUACGUAAACUGUAAGCGAUGAGAAUUUAAUUAAAUUUAUUAAGGAUUUAAAAGGUUAAUCAUUCCUUCAUUUUUUUUGGUAUCAGGCAUAGUUAAAGAAAUGAAAUUAGGGGGAAAAGCAGAACUCUAAGAAAUACUUAUAAAAUUUAAGUAAGAAGUAGAACCUCUCUUUGAAGAGAAAUAAAUUAUGAUUCUAUACAGAUUAAACUUAGAAAAAAGAGAAGUAGAGUAAAGCAUCUUAUUGAGUUAAAACAAUGAAGUGAAGAAAUUGUAUGAUUAAUUUUAAUAAUUAUAUGAAGAUGCUCUAGAGGACAUUGCACCCGAAAUAAAAUUGAAUGAUUAGACUAUAUUAAAAUUUAAUGAAGACUUAAAUUAAUGGGGAAUAUAUUAACAGUAUCUAUUGACGUAAUUUGUCUAACUAUAGAAGAACUAUUAUAAAGAUAUGAUUGUCCAAUGGAAUUAAAAUAGAUUAACCAAUAUUUAUGAAAACUUUAGAAAGAAAUCGGUUAAUUGAUAAGAAACUAGAACUUUAUAAUCACUUUAAGUAAAUGAAUAUGAACCUGAUGAAUAAUAUCCUAAUGAAUUAUUUUUCAAAUUGAUUUAAUAUUGGAAAGAGCAAAAUCCAAAAUUUAAACAGUGUGUAGAGAGUUUCUACUGAAAAUAUCAUUUAAAAAAUUUAAAAGAAGGAAUUAGAUUCAGAAAGUGC
Messenger RNA from Paramecium sonneborni, 794 nucleotides. Lineage: Eukaryota; Ciliophora; Oligohymenophorea; Peniculida; Parameciidae. The record is from the annotation of a GenBank genome assembly.